AUGGGAUCAUCUAUGGGAUCCCCGACUACGCGAGCUCUGUUCUCAGGAUCGACCCGACCUCAGAGACGGCAACCACCCACGGGGAGCUCGGAGACGGGGCCUCGAAGUGGUCCCGCGGCCUGCUCGGCAGGAACGGGGCGAUCUACGCCCUGCCGCACACCUCCAGCUCGGUCCUCAAGAUGGAUCGACCCUCGGACGGACUCGGUGACCACCCUGGGCGACUUCGGCGCCGCGCCCGGCAAGUGGGAGUGCGGCGUGCUGGCCGCCAGCGGCGCCAUCUAUGCCGUGCCUGCCUCUGCGGGCGCGGUCCUCAAGAUCGGCGCUGGAGCUGCCCCGCCCGGCGGCGCGGACGCCACGACCCUCCUGGGCAGCUUCGGCGAGGGCGGCCUGAAGUGGCGGAGCUGCGCCGCAGCGGCCAGCGGCAUCAUUUAUGGCAUCCCUUUCUCUGCCGGUGCUGUGCUCAAGAUCAACCCGUUCACGGACGAGGUCACGGUCCUGGGCCGCAUGCUGCGGGUGGACCCUACGACAGGUGAGGAGUCGCCUUUUCCGACCCUGGAGGGCGGUCGGGAGAAGUGGCUGUACGCCGUCCCCAGCCGGGGCACUAUCGUGGGCGUGCCCUACUCCGCGGGCUCCGCGCUUGUCAUAGAGCCCCUGACCGAUACGGUCAGGGUCGUGGGCGACCUGGGGAACGGCGCUGCAAAGUGGGCCAGCGCCACCAUCUCGAGCAGCCGCGCCGUCUAUGCCCUCCCCGCCUCCGCAGGCUCGGUGCUUCGGAUCGAUGCCGGCGCGCGGAACGCCUCCACGCUCGGGAGCUUCCUCGGCUCACUCCGGAAGUGGAGCGCAGGCGUGCUGGGGAAGGACGGAUCGAUUUACGGAAUCCCUUGCACCGCCGGGGACGUGCUGAAGGUCACCCCCAGCUCGGACGCCGUCACGGAGCUGGGCAGCCUGGACGACGGGGGCCCCGGGGGCUGGCGGCUGGUGGUCGAGUGCAGGAGUUUCCGCUGCAGCGGCGGCUUCCUCCUCAGGCGUGACGCUGGCUCGCGGGUUUGCCACGAGCGCCCGUGCGAGGACGCGUGCUGCCUGCCAGCGCACACGUACGAGUGCCCGCCAGGCUACGCGAGCAGGGAUCAGCGCGACGCCGUCGCUUGCAUGGGGGCCUCUUUGGCGGAGGCCGACCUGGACCUCUGCUGCGCCUUGGACCUGGGGCACCCCUCGCUGCUGUUGCCCCUGGCGGCCUUUGCGCUCAGCGGCCUGCUGUGUGCCAUCCGGCAGCUGAUCAGGUGCCGGGCAGAACGUCUGAGCUUCGAGAGCGCGUUCAAGGUGUCCUAUUUUACACUGAUGUUCGCCUGGGACGUCUGCGACCAGAUCGCCUCGUGGUGGUUCUGGCAGUACACCACCGUGGUCGGCGCAGGCAGAGCCAUCCAGGACGCUUCCCUGGCGUCGGCGCUGCUCGGGACCGUGGUGGUCGGGGCCGCCUUCCUCGGGGGUCUCUGUCUGCCGACGGAGUACCUGAUCGAGUACAGGCUGCCUGACUUUCUCUACUCGCUCGGCGCGGGCUGCGCGGACGUGAUCAUGCUGAUAGUGGUGUUCCUCUUUGAGGCGGAGGGCUACAACGCCGGCAGCUGGAUCAAGGUCCUCAACCUGGUCGCGACCAUCUUCGACCUGGUCCUGAAGCUGCUCCAGGCAGGCUGGGCCCUGUGGGGAGAGCGCAGGCCCCCGGGCGAGGAGGCCUGGUGGCAGCGCUCCUCGUCAUCCGCGGAGCAGGGCGCCGACGGCGGCGAGUCGCCCUCCGCCUCGGAGGGCGAGGCGGCUGCCGGCGUGCCUGGCCUCGGCCUCGGCCUCGGCCUGGGCUUUGGCCUCGGCCCCGCGUCCGCGCGGAGCCGCGCCGCCGCAGGUGCGGCGAGUGGCCUGCGGGCCGAGGCGCCCGACGAGCUCCCGUCGCACUCGGUGCUUGGCCCUCCGCCGCGCUGGCGGAAGGGCGCCGGCGCCAGCUGCGCGACGGCGGCCAGCCCUGGCGCCCUCUGUCCGACGCAGUGA
Messenger RNA from Prorocentrum cordatum, 2037 nucleotides. The record is from the annotation of a GenBank genome assembly. Lineage: Eukaryota; Dinophyceae; Prorocentrales; Prorocentraceae.